Messenger RNA from Melanotaenia boesemani (Boeseman's rainbowfish), 2753 nucleotides. Its product is annotated as dual specificity protein phosphatase 26. The record is from RefSeq and is a predicted model, not a curated record. NCBI's taxonomy places the organism in Eukaryota, Metazoa, Chordata, Actinopteri, Atheriniformes, Melanotaeniidae. Gene Ontology annotation, molecular function: MAP kinase phosphatase activity; protein tyrosine/serine/threonine phosphatase activity. Gene Ontology annotation, biological process: negative regulation of MAPK cascade; protein dephosphorylation. Gene Ontology annotation, cellular component: cytoplasm. The transcript has 5 exons. Bases 268 to 870 code for a protein of 200 amino acids.
ACUCAGUCACUUGACUGAGCGCCGUAAAGAUAAACCAACAAUAAACCUGACCCGACUGCGGAGUAGCGUGCCUAAACGAGGACUUGUUGAGAAGAUGGAGCUGCGGUGGUGGUGAAGAUGUCCGGUGGAUGCUGAGAAGCAGCUGUAGCAUCAUCAUCUCAUCCUUCCCAUCCUUCCUCCCACAGCGAGUAAAUGAGUCAACAUGGCCGCAGAGCAGCUCUUCCUUCACAACCACUGAGCCUCGGAAUAAAAGAAUACUCAGAUUAAAUGGCGUUCAUGUCCCGGUUUUCUCGGUCACGGAGCAGCUCCAGAUCUCCGAGCCGAAAAGACUCAGAGCGCUCGUCCCCAAACCUGAGCGUGUCAGAGCUGGAGAGGCUGCUGUGCACGGGAAAAACGGCCUGCAACCAUGCGGACGAAGUGUGGCCACGACUCUUCAUCGGAGAUCAAGAAAUUGCAUCAGAUCGCCGUGAACUGGCCAAACUUGGCAUUACACACAUUCUGAACUGUGCACAGAGCAAGUGGCGUGGUGGAGCUGAGUAUUAUAAGGGGAUGAACAUCACCUAUCAUGGCAUCGAGGCACAUGACUCCCCCACUUUCGACAUGAGUGUCAACUUCUAUCCUGCUGCUGAGUUUAUCCACAAAGCUCUCACAAGUGGAGGUAAGGUGCUGGUUCACUGCACCGUGGGAGUGAGUCGUUCAGCCACGUUGGUGCUGGCCUACCUGAUGAUCAGACAAAACCUGACUCUGGUGGAAGCCAUUAAAACCGUAAAAGACCACAGAGGCGUCAUCCCCAACCGAGGUUUCCUUCGCCAGCUCAACGGCCUUGAUGGCAUCCUGAGAGAGAGCCGUAAGAUGUCACCGCAGAGCUGAAAACACCCUCAACACACACUUGACCUGAGGUGGCAGCUGGUACACAGAGGGAGAUACUGGGACCAAACAGAACAACAUGUCACUUUAUGUUAUGGAGGCUCUGAGUGGUAGCAGGGUUUGAUCAAUAUCAGCAUAUUUACACUUUAUUCAUUUUAUUACGUCUGUUCAGUUCUUUAAUGGAGGGGGGAGCAGGAGCACUGGAAGAUAAAACUCUACAGUCAAGACCCAAGCCCUUUAAGACAGUGAUCCCCAACCCUGAUCCUCAAGGUCCACUACUCUACAGAUAUUAAAUGUUUUCCUACUGCAACACACCUGAUUCCAGUUAAAUAGAUAAUUGACAAGCUCUGCAUAAGUCUGCUAUUGCGCCAUUAUUCAGUCAGGUAUGUUGAAGAAGGUAAACAUCAAACAUCAGCAGAACAGUGGGCCUUGAGGACCAGAGUUGGGGAUCCCUGCUUUAGGAUAUAUAGGACAGUUUUAACACAGAACACUUUAUAUCAGAGAAGAUGAUCAACUCAUUAAUAACAAAGAGGAUUUUACAGCCUGUACUACACAACAACCUGCCUCCUAAAAGCAUUUAGAAAAUAUCAGGGAAACCCUCAGAGGAGCAACAAAGAAUGCUUCUUCCAGGUGAGAUUUACAAAUCAUAUCUGAACAAGUACUCUUAGAAUAAAAUACCACAUUUAGAGGCCAGUGGGGACUAAAGAAUACAAGAAUAUGAAUGUAAAACUGCUCUUUUUACACUUAGAGUGAUUGCUUUCGAUCUAGGUUUCAGGAGCAUGGAUGUAUCAGGAGAUGUACUGAAGAGAGUUGCUGAAUUACAAAAUAGUUUGUUAGUCAUUUGAAUGAUCAGCUUGAAAAGUUAGAAAUACAGUAAAAUAAUCCCAGCAUGAGAUUUGUUCAUUUCUGUAAAGUAAAAAGCUACAAACAGGUGAAGACUGCUUCAGACAGUACGUAUCUGAUAAUAACUAAAGUUCCAGUAGCAGAUAAUUAAGGCUGCAUACUGGUGUUCUGUGUUUGAACCAGACUGCAUGCCUCGUCCCUGAUGUCUAUCUCAGGUAGGUGCAGGUGGUGGGUCCACAUGGCAGCAGCUCUGUGUAGUUUCUUCUUGCCGCUGUGCUCUGUUUUGGUUCUGUUUUAGGUCUAUUUUAUGGUUCCUCCCUCCCUAUCCUGUGGGUGGGGAGUGAUGGAAUAAUGGCGAAUGAGGUAAAAAGGUAGACUGGAGUAGUGUUUCCACUGAUGCUAAUGCAGGCAUUUGAUUGAACUCAGCCACAAAGUGAGGCUCUCAAUUUACCAGUCAAUUUAUGUUCUAGCCUUCACUUACUGUCAUAAGUGUUGGGUAGUAAGUAAAACAGUGAGAGAGUGGAGACAAGCCGUUCCUAAGUGGGAUGGUUACAUCCAGAGUAGAGCCGCUGUUCACUGGAGUAGAAAGAGGUCAGUUUAGGUAGUUUGAGCAUCUGAUUAUCUGGGUGCUUUCAUCUGGAGGUUUUUCUUGUAUACCCAUUUGGGAGGGGGCCCCUAGGUAAACCCGUAACUUGCCUGGAGAACUAAAUAUCCCAUCUGGCUUGGGAGAGCCAUGGGAUCCCCCAGGAGGAGAUGGAAAGUGUUGCUAUGAAGAAGAACAUCUGGGAUGCUGCUUAGCGUGUUUCCACUAUGACCCACAAUUUGGUCUAAUGGAAGAAGAUGGCUGGAAAGUGUUUUUAUUACCCUUAGAAUGAUUUAUAUACAAAAACGACAUGGGUUUAUCUUCUAGUUACAGCAGAAUGGUCCUUAAGUAGCUGUAGAUGGGUUAAAAAAACUCUGGCUCUAGAUUUCUCUACACGGUUAGGGAAGGUGAGGUAGGAAGUAUUUCUGCAAUCGAUGUCUCUAGAUUUUACACUUUUCUG